Messenger RNA from Letharia lupina, 2640 nucleotides. RefSeq lists its product as uncharacterized. Gene Ontology annotation, molecular function: ATP binding; protein binding; protein kinase activity. The transcript has a single exon. Gene Ontology annotation, biological process: protein phosphorylation. The coding region runs from base 1 to 2640 and encodes 879 amino acids. The record is from RefSeq and is a predicted model, not a curated record. Lineage: Eukaryota; Fungi; Ascomycota; Lecanoromycetes; Lecanorales; Parmeliaceae.
AUGUCUUCAAUGGAUCUAUACAACCGCCUCAAUGAGAUGUACAAACAUUGUGAUGGAGAAAAUGGAAAAAAUUUCAUUUCCCUGGAAGAUUUAGAUGGUCUUAUCACUGAGCAGAGAGUGGAAGCACACCUCCGCUCCAAUAAUCGCCUCCAUCGCAGAUUUCGAGAGAUUAUUCCCAUCCGACCCAGGUUGUUCGCCAUCCUGGUUCUACUCGAACGUGAGGAGAACUUGAAUGCGAUCCUCGAACACAUUCCAGAUGAUAGCUUUGUCUACAGCAAUGAAGAGGAUGUGCCACAGGAGAUUGGGAAUCGCGACCAACGAGCGGAUUUCUUUGACCGACAAUCCCAUUUCCCUCCUCCACUAACGCGCGACUUUCCCCCUCGCAUAUUUCCGGCCACAUUUCGGCCUCCUUUGGUGGAUCGGGCUGAUGAGAUUCGACAUGGGGCUUACGGCAUCGUCCGUCGAGUAAAAGUAGCCAAAGGACAUUUACCUGAACAUCACCCGGUGAGACUGCGGCCCCGAAACAGAAUAGGACUCUGGUUGACGGUAGAACAGGACGGAAAUGAGUAUUUAGCGUGGAAGAGCAUUGAAACAAGUAUUUCAGAGACCACGAACGAAACUCGAGAAGAAGUCAAGACAUCGAAGAAUCGUCAACAUGAGCACAUCGUACCUUUGGUGGCUUGCUACGAGACACUGGCUCGAGACACACGGAGUCAGACUCUCCAUAUCCUCUUCCCUUGGGCAGACCAGAACAUGGCCGAAUGGAUUCGUCGUCCAAUUAAUCUAGGACUUCCAGACGAGCCACUGCACCGGAAGGAAUACUUGUAUGACAGUAUACUGUCAAUUCUCUCUGCACUUGCGUACCUCCACAGUGUCAUCGAUCAUACCUUCGCUUCUCAUCACGACCUCAAGCCUGAGAACAUACUGUUGUUCGGCAAGGUAUGGAAGAUCUGCGACUUUGGCAAGUCACAUAUUAGAACCCUUGAAGAGGGGUCCGAGACGAGCACUAAACACCUCGGGACUCUCAGAUACCAGCCACCGGAGUAUGAUAAUCCGAAUAUCAAGCAUGGGCGGGCUUUUGAUAUCUGGUCAACGGGCUGCAUCAUAGUAGAGCUUGCAUUUCUCAUCGUCUAUGGGUGGGAGACUCAAGAAUGGGAGAAAUUUACAAUGGAGAUAGAGAACGAAAGUCGGCCGGUUAGAGACGAUCGGAGAAGAGAUAAGUCGUUUCGUAGCAAUAUGCCAGUGGUAACAAAAUGGAUGGAGAAACUAACGCGCGAAGAUGGAAGCCGCAAUUUCACAUACCUGAUGAAGAUAACAUCGGCAAUGCUGUCUCAAGAACGAGAGGCUCGACCGUAUUCUUGGGAAGUUGAGAUAUAUCUGCACGAGGCAUUUUACUCCAGUGAGAAAGGUAGCGAUCGCCGAGCCAGAAUUGAGAAACUUGUCCAACCACCACCGGAAAACUUCCAUGGACAUAAUCCACUAGCGAGGGCGAUUUACGAGAACAAUUCGGACCUGAAGGAUUGCUUGCAGAAAAAUGGCUGGAGACUUGAGCUAUCCAAUGAGGCAGAUCCGUUUGAUGCUGAUUCAAUGAGUGGGGCUGCAGAUGUCGUGAGCCUGCUCGAAGACUUCAGGCCGUCCUCCAGCCAGAUAACUCAGACGUUUCUUCACGAACUGGGCAAGGUGGAGGACGAAGGAGAAAAACAUCGCCGUAAGGUUCUGGCUCAAGAAUUUGCCAAAAGGUUACCUCCAGCUCAACUUACCUUUUUUGAAAUCAGGGACGUUCUAAAGCGGAAGUAUCCUGUGGACCUAAUGAGGAUACUGGCAGGUGAAGUGGAAGUGAAUCAUAUGGACGGUGAUAGAAACACCGCCCCGACCUCGGCCGCCCGGGUGUGUGAUGUAGUAGCAGUCGAUGUUCUGCUCCGAUGUGAAGCCGAAGUCGAUCCAGUGAACGCCAUGUCUGAAACGCCUCUCCUGUUAGCCUCAAAAUUAGGCCAUACUCCUGUGGUUCGAAGACUGUUGCAGGAGCAAUUAGAUAUCAAUUUCAGAGAUCACCAUAAGCGAACCUCAUUGUUCUAUGCGGCACAGAGGGAUCGUUACGAAGUUGUCCGCCUUUUGCUAGACAAAGGAGCUGACCCUGAUGUCAGUAACAAACAAGGCAGAACCCCUUUGUCAAUAGCCGCUGGAUUUGGUCACGCUUCUGUGGUUGAAAGACCGUUGCAGGAGGACUUAGACAUCAAUUCCAGAGAUGAUCAUAAGUCAACCCUAUUGUCCUAUGCGGCACUGAUUGGACAUUACGAAAUUGUCCGCCUUUUGCUAGACCAAGGAGCUGACCCUAAUCUCAGUGACAAAUAUGGCGGAACCCCUUUGUUGUUAGCCGCUAGAUGGGGAAAGAAAGAAGUCUUCGAGUUACUCCUAGAAUGCCCGGAUAUUGGCAAAUCACUGAUCAUAGAUCGAUUCGGGAUGUCGCCUCUAACGUAUGCUGUGGCCGAGGUAAAGCAUCGACAGUGGAAAGGAGAGUCAAAGGAUAGUCUUAACGACUAUAAUCCCAUCAUUAGGAAACUCGAGAAGCUGCGAGACUCGACUGAUGAGAAGAAAGUCGAGGAAAGGUUCCAGCAGAGGAACACGGAAGAUCCUCGAUAG